Molecule: messenger RNA, 2640 nt
Organism: Cylindrotheca closterium
Lineage: Eukaryota; Bacillariophyta; Bacillariophyceae; Bacillariales; Bacillariaceae
Source: the annotation of a GenBank genome assembly
AUGUAUCAAUCAUUCGUUGCAGCGCUUUUCCUUUCAACGGUUCUUGGAUUUCAGCUUCCAGGAAUCGAUAAGGGACGGCAACCGACUUCCCUUCAAGCACUAUUCGACAAUAAAAAGGCAAAAAUUACCAUCAAGGAAAUGCAAGAAAAACUCUUGAAUAGACCAGAAUCGCUUGUAGGAAGCAAAGGAUCCAAAGGCAAGAAUGUUAGGCGAACAAGGAGGCGUGUCGAGAAUCCUCAACAGCAGUACAUGUAUCGUGCACAAAAAGAUCAACUACAGAGAGAAGGCAAGAACAUCGGCAAGAAAGAUAGCAAGGUCGUCAAGAAAUCUGCUGAAGGCGACGAUGAAGAGGUAGAGUUGGAUGAGAAAGAAAGAGAGAUUUUGGAUGAAAACUCUCCCGCCAUUAUUGCACGUCAAUUGGGGCUGACACAAGCAGCGAAUCAACACUGUGAAGCACCCAUGGACAAAGCGGAACCUAUCAUUUUGGCAAAGUUGCGUGUAGGAGAUGGCAAUGGAAGCGACGCCUUUGCUUAUCUUAUUGAUAAGCCAGCAGGUUGGUCGAUCCUUGGUGGGAAUAUUGGGAAGAAGAAAAAACAGCAGGUUGAAGCAAAGGCUACCAAAAGCUCCGACGACAACGAUUCCUCCAAUAUCAAGCGAGUUAAAAUCAAAAACUCAAAGGGUUCGGAUGAUUUCUUGGAAUUCGACGAAGACGAUGUUCUAGCACUUCUGUCACCAAAAGAAAGAGCCCAGCUUGAAGCCCAAGGAGAACCCAUCUUUGCAGGAUUUGGUCCAGCCUUUGAUGAUACUGAUCUUGUCCCAUAUGACAUUCCUGGUUGGGAUGAUGUUGCCAACAUGACACCCGAGGAACGAGCAGAAGCGGGGAUCACAGACGAAGACUAUGAUCCAACAGAAGAUUUCAUUCCCGCCUUUUCGGAAGCAGAAAUGCUUGCAUUGAUGUCCCCAGAAGAAAUUGCAGAGUACGAAGCAGAAAAGCAGCAAAACACAAUCAAUGAAACGACGAACACUGCAUCCAGCAAGCCUGAAACAGAAACUGUUCGGAUGGAAGAUUUGGACCCUGCCGCUCAAGAAAACAUUAAACGCAUGGAGAAGCGAAAAGCAAAGAGAAAGGACAGAGCAACUUUUGGGUCAUACACACGACCAUCAGUAGUGAACUGGCUGAAGGAAUUGAAAGCUGAAAGUGGCCAACCAAUCCGCGGAGGCAAGUUCUGGACUGCCGCUGCAGGAGCAACAGAAGUUGAUGACUCUGGUGUGGUUCUGCUUUGUCCCAAGUCAAAUGUUGGCAACGUCUUCGUCGACACGGCUGAGUAUGCUGCUGUCGUAGGAAAUGGUGGAUACUUUCGCCAAAUCUCGAAGGCAGACUCCAGCAUACCGGGCGAGGAUAUCGAUAUCCAAUUGGUAUCCAAAGUUCGAAAGGGAAGAGAGGGUGAUACAUGCCAAACUGUGCGCUUCGAGAUCCCUGAGCACAAGUCCACUUGUGCCAAUAUUAUUGAGCACGCACAAUCCAAAUUUAAUGAUGGGAUCAGGGGUGAUCCAGCUGCAAACCCAUUUGACAGGAGAAGCCCAAGGCGACUGAUCCAUUGCUUUUCGUUGUCUGCAUCGAGUCUCAUAAGCGAUGAAGAUGUGAUGGUCGAGACGGAGACCAUGCCUGACGACAUCGCUAUCCUCUCCGAUCGACUAAAUAACCACGACUUCAAGAAAGGAUCAUUCCUUGGACGAACAUCGCUGCGCGAAAAUCCACUGACAAACGCCUAUAGAGAAAUCAAUGGAGCAGCGGACGGGUUUCCAGGGUGGACGGUCGACCGCUAUGACGAAUGGCUACUUGUUGCCCAUGACGAAAAGGAGUACAAAGGUCCUUUGCCAUCCAUUCACGACGGUAAAACGGCUGGAGUUUACUACAUUCCAUCAAACCAGGAUCGUAGCGCAAUGGGAUCGUCUACUCUUGUAAGACCCAAACUGCUGGAAGGAAAACCUGCACCUGAGAUAGUAUCUGUGAAAGAAAAUGGUGUGACAUACCAUGUUUCGCUGGAUAAGGAUCUAUCGACUGGUAUCUUCCUUGACCAACGCCCUCAUCGUGCUUGGUUGACACGCAACUGCAACGAAGAUACUCAUGUAUUGAACUGUUUUGCCCACUGUGGAGCGUUCAGUAUUGCUGCUGCGACAGCUGGUGCUUCUACUGUCAGUCUUGAUUUGUCCAAAAAGUGGCUUGAUCGUGUCCCUGCGCAGCUUGAAGCAAACGGCAUCGAGUUUGAUGAGCGACAUGAUUGCAUUUAUGGUGACUGUUUUGAUUGGUUGGCAAAACUAGCGAAAAGAGGAGAAAAGUUUGAUAUCGUCAUUUUGGAUCCUCCCAGUUCCAGUGUCGGAAAGAAGAAGAAACGCUGGAGUGUAAGGAAUGACAUGCAUGAACUGGUGGCGCUAGCUGCACCACUCGUGAAGAAGGGUGGCCUACUUUGGACGACUACAAAUAGUGCUAGUCUCACACCUAUCAAGUUCGCACGAUCUUGUGAAAGAGGCUUCGAACAAGCAGGUUGUUCUGCGAAACUUGAGAGAAUACAACCCAUGCCUCAUGACUUCCCAACUAUCGGGCCUCAGAAUGUCAAGAACAUGGUUUGGCGCUUUUAA